Messenger RNA from Fukomys damarensis (Damara mole-rat), 3938 nucleotides. RefSeq names its product solute carrier family 24 member 4 (gene Slc24a4). The record is from RefSeq and is a predicted model, not a curated record. The coding region runs from base 192 to 2063 and encodes 623 amino acids. Gene Ontology annotation, cellular component: membrane. Lineage: Eukaryota; Metazoa; Chordata; Mammalia; Rodentia; Bathyergidae. Gene Ontology annotation, biological process: calcium ion transmembrane transport; sensory perception of smell; intracellular calcium ion homeostasis. Gene Ontology annotation, molecular function: calcium channel activity; calcium, potassium:sodium antiporter activity. The transcript has 18 exons.
GCUGUUCUGAGGGUCCUCCCGUGCCAUAACCUGUUUUCUCUGCAGCAGCCUCAGACCAUAAAGAAAGGACUAUUUAGGCUCCGUUGGGAGCAGGGAGAGAAAAGGAGAGAAGGAAGGGGAUUACAGCACAUCGGUCAGUUAGGCCUCUCGGCGGAGGGAGGCGCGCACCGGGACGGCACUCAGACACAGAGAUGGCGCUUCGCGGGACUCCUCGGCGGCGGCGCAAAGUUCGAGGGCGGAGAGAGAUGCUGCCGCAGCAAGUUGGCUUCAUGUGUGCGGUGCUGGCUCUGGUGUGCUGUGCGUCCGGCCUCUUGGGCAGCUUGGGGCACAAAACAGUUUCUGCCAGCAAACAUACUCUACAGGACAUAUGGAGAAAUAGAAAGUUGAUGGCACCGGUGAAUGGGACUCAUAUGGCUAAGAACUGCACAGAUCCUGCGAUUCACGAGUUCCCCGCGGACCUGUUCUCCAAUAAGGAACGACAGCACGGGGCUGUCCUGCUGCAUAUCCUUGGUACUCUGUACAUGUUCUACGCCCUGGCCAUCGUGUGUGAUGACUUCUUUGUUCCGUCGCUAGAGAAGAUCUGUGAGAGACUUCAUCUGAGCGAAGAUGUGGCCGGAGCCACCUUCAUGGCUGCGGGAAGCUCGACUCCAGAGCUGUUUGCCUCUGUCAUUGGUGUCUUCAUCACCCACGGGGACGUCGGGGUGGGGACCAUUGUGGGCUCCGCUGUGUUCAACAUCCUGUGCAUCAUCGGAGUGUGUGGGCUGUUUGCUGGCCAGGUAGUCCGUCUGACGUGGUGGGCUGUGUGCCGCGACUCCGUGUACUACACGCUCUCUGUCAUCGUGCUCAUCGCGUUCAUCUAUGAUGAAGAAAUUAUGUGGUGGGAAGGCCUGGUGCUCAUCAUCUUGUACGUGUUUUACAUUCUGAUCAUGAAGUAUAAUGUGAAGAUGCAAGCCUUUUUCACCACCAAAAAAAAGAGCAUUGCAAAUGGCAACCCAGCCAGCAACGAGCUGGAAGAUGGUAAUGACUUCUAUGACGGUAGCUAUGAUGAUCCUUCUGUGCCAUUGCUGGGGCCAGUGAAGGAGAAGCCACAAUAUGGCAAAAACCCCGUGGUGAUGGUGGAUGAGAUCAUGAGCUCCAGCCCUCCAAAGUUCAGCUUCCCUGAGGCCGGCUUACGUAUCAUGAUCACCAAUAAGUUUGGGCCCAGGACCCGACUACGGAUGGCCAGCAGGAUCAUAAUUAAUGAGCGGCAGAGGCUGAUCAACUCGGCCAACAGUGUGAGCAGCAAGCCACUUCAGAACGGGAGACCUGAGAACGUGCAGAACGGAGACGUCCCCGGGGAGAACCCCGAGGACCCUCAGCAGGAUCAGGAGCAGCAGCCGCCGCCCCAGCCGCCACCCCCGGAGCCGGAGACAGCGGAGACCGUCUUCCUGUCCCCCUUCUCCGUGCCAGAGGCCAGAGGGGACAAGGCCAAGUGGGUGUUCACCUGGCCACUCCUCUUCCUCUUGUGCAUCACCAUCCCCAACUGCAGCAAGCCCCGCUGGGAGAAGUUCUUCAUGGUCACCUUCAUCAACGCCACGCUGUGGAUCGCCAUCUUCUCCUACCUCAUGGUGUGGCUGGUGACUAUUAUCGGAUACACACUUGGGAUACCCGAUGUCAUCAUGGGCAUCACAUUCCUGGCAGCGGGCACGAGUGUUCCAGACUGCAUGGCCAGCUUAAUUGUGGCAAGACAAGGCCUUGGAGACAUGGCUGUCUCUAACACCAUAGGAAGCAAUGUGUUUGACAUCCUAGUGGGACUCGGCAUCCCGUGGGGCCUGCAGACCAUGGUUAUUAACUACGGAUCCACGGUGAAGAUCAACAGCCGGGGUCUGGUGUAUUCGGUAGUGCUGUUGCUAGGCUCCGUCGCUCUCACCGUCCUUGGCAUCCACUUCAACAAAUGGCGGCUGGACCGGAAGCUGGGCAUCUACGUGCUUGUCCUCUACGCCGUCUUCCUGUGUUUCUCCAUAAUGAUAGAGUUUAACGUCUUCACCUUCGUUAACUUGCCCAUGUGCCGAGAAGACGAAUAAGCAGAGCCGCCGCCUUGGGAGCUGCUCUGGCCACCCGUGCCGCUGGCGACCUCUUCUCUCUCUCCUUCCCCACCACAGGUCUGUCCUGCCUCAGCAGCCACCGUCUGUUCUUCAUGAGCUGGAAGGAAGGGCCGUUGUGGUCUUUGUGUGGUCACGGGCCAGCUGCUGGGCACCCGUGCCACCUUGGAGUCCUGCUCCACUUGAGGCAGGUUUGGGGGUUCAUUUGAAUUGAGCAGCUCCUCGGACCCCUGAGCUGCCAGCCACAGGGAUGGAUGUCUCAUCUCUCUCAUGCUGCCGUCAGAGGACCUCUGCGUGCAGUUUUCUUUCUGUCACACAGGCAGCCUUGGAAUGAGGCAGGCAGUGAGGGCGAGGUCUCCUGGGGCAAGUGCGAAAUGGGACAGUUGCUCUUGUGUCCCCUCUGGGCCACAGGGUGAGCCCCCUAGGCAGCACAUGCCACCAGCUGGUAGCUCUUGAGGUUUGGAGGAAGUGAGCAUCACCUGCUAGGAGUUUGAGACCAUUAUGGCUGACUCACCACUCCUUUUUCUGGAAAAAAAAAAAAAAGAAAAGAAAGAAAGAAAGAAAGAAAGAAUGGAAACUUUUUUCUCCCCAGCAGAAGAGAGAAAAGCAAACAAAAUACUCUUAUGCUUUUUAUUGAUGCAUUCAGAGAAUGAGCAAUUAUUAUUAAAAGUAAAACAUCAUAUAGAUCAUCAUACUUGAAAAAUAUCAUUCCACACAAAAGGAUCAUGACAGGAACCAAAAAAGUAACCCUUGUAGAAAGUGAAUCCUGUGUUUGUCAUCCUGCUUUGGCUCUAAGACUCUUGGUUUGGAAUUUAGAAAGAGGUGAAAACCUACCAUGGAAUCAGGUGCUAACUCAGAGACACAGUAGGGUAAACUGCAACAUUUACAGCUAGACAUUCCAGAACAUUCCAGACCUUCUGCGUGAUGGGACAUACUGUCUCUUCGAGCGUGUUAUUUCUUUGUUAUUGCUGUAUUUUCAAAGUCACCUUGGAGCGACCCAGUUGUUUAUAUGCUCAACAAAUUUCAGAAGUGAUGGUUCAUGACAAGAAGACAGAUUUCCUGAAACACAGCAAAUUGCUGUCUGGCUAGCUGAAGGCAAGUAUGAAAACCGUAUCUUAGAGUGUUUAGAGCUAAGUUUCUUGAACCUUAUAGUUUGCUACACAUGAAAGUGAGGUGUGGGGGUUGAUUCAAAAAUAGAAACUAUGAAAUAAUGUUAAGCUGCUUCAUAGAUCUAAAAUACAUAUAUUUAAAGAUUUAGGAACAUAAACCAUUCUUGGGUUCUAACAAGAAAGCACAAAUUAAUUUUAUAUGGAGUGGUUUUUUAUUUUUUUAAUGUUUCUAUUGCAAAAGUCUAUCAGAUAUGAUGCACUUUUAAUAUUAAGAUAUUUUGCACAGAAGAAGGUAUGGGACUGACCCAUAGUGAUGUGAGAAGAAAGGGUUUUAGUGAUUCACCAGAAAUUGCUUUAAACUUGGUGAUGAUGAGUCUAAAUCCAGUAGCUAAUCCCUUCCUGAGAUGCAGCUCUCAUGACCCACAUUGGAAUUUCUAACUAUGUUCUUUAAGGCCUCUGGAAUUUCCAAAGGAGGAAGUGUUCAAGCUUGUGUCUCUUAAGUUCCUCAAGCAUGAACCCCCUGCAGGACCUCAUUCCCAUUACCAGGCCUCUCUUCGGGGUUCACAUCAGUAUUAGUAGCUACACCAAGUCAAGGCUUCACUUUUUGUUCCUCUCCCUGGAUAUUGGUCUCAGCAGUCUUUGAAUUAGAACAGGAGUGAUUUUCCUAAGAAAUUAGCUCAGCAAUAGGCUGGGUGUGGUGGCGCACGCCUGUAAUCCCAGAAUUUGGGAGGCUGAGGCAGGAAGAUUG